Molecule: messenger RNA, 1305 nt
Organism: Aspergillus chevalieri
Lineage: Eukaryota; Fungi; Ascomycota; Eurotiomycetes; Eurotiales; Aspergillaceae
Exons: 2
Coding region: 1-1305 (434 amino acids)
Source: RefSeq, a predicted model, not a curated record
AUGGAUCCAUUGAGCAUCACGGCCUCAGUGCUGGCCGUUGUUACUGCUGCUGUGCAGUCGACCAGGUCGCUGCAUGAAACUGUCAAACGAUUCAAAGAGCGCGACAAAACUUUACACAGACUCCAAAAUGAGCUUGAGGACCUCGCCAAUAUUAUGGAGUCGCUGGCACAAGUGAUCAAUUCUGAGACGUCAAUGGUGGCGCUUCUUCAAAAUCCUAUUAAACGGUGCACCCAGGUAUGCCGCGAGUUUGAACAGUCGAUGAAGGUCUUCAGUGGAAAAUCAACGACAGGCUUUCGAGAUUGGGCAAAGAUGGAAUUUAUGAGAGGCAGUAUCAAUGAAUUCAUAGACACCAUCGCGGGGUAUAAGUCAACGAUCUCAGUCGGUCUAGGCACAAUUACUAUACACACCUCCAAGGUCUCCCACCAAGUUCUUCAGGAGUACAAUGAGAUGAUCCAGGACACGGCAUAUGAUCUUGAGCUUCAUUUACAGCGGAUUGAUGAGAAAAUGGCGCGAUUCGCCAUUGAAAAAACCAAAACCUCAGACAUAGACAUCAAUCUGAAGGAUGAGAGAGAAGUGACCCAACAAUGUCUUCGUAUAUGUGAAGACGCAAAGUCUUAUAUCGAAUCAUUGACAAGUCGAGAAUCAUCUCUAUUGCAAGAGCCGUGCCAAAACGCAGCUGCUGAAAGGGAUACGGAAAGUUGCUUUGAAGCGCAGCUGCUGACACGUCGAGCUCUGGACGAAAAUCAAAAUGGCUUUGCGGAGACCAUCCUCCUCCUUCAGAAGCGUCUACAGUCUCUGGUGCUGAAUAAGGAUAAAAAUGACGACGAGCGAUUGGGAUUACAGGAAGACAUCCAUAUUUCAAAACAGUGCCUCGAGGUAUGCAAGAUGGCCAGCGAAGUUUCACAUCAGAAGAUAUACAGAAUCGGAGAGGUAGUUGCCGAAGAUGACAGUGAUCAAGUGGUGGUGACUACUUUAGCGGACCUAUUUGAUAUCAAGAAAGCUAUGUCGAAGGGCAAUGCAGCACAGUUGGUCGGCUCAAUGACGGAAGGAGCUCUUCGGCAUCUGGCCGAUAAGCGCUAUAGCAAUCGUUUUGGAGUUCCGGCCAGUGACUCUGACUUUGUUGAAGCUGGUACCAGCAGCUCACCUUCAGUCUUCGAGACUCAAAAGGGUAGAUCUGUUUUCCCAUCUCAAACUGGUGAUUACGAGCAGUCCCCCGGACUGAAAACAAGACGGAAUAGGGCGUCCCCCAAUGAGAUGAGAAAACGGGGAAUGGGUGGUGCAGCAGGCGGAGAAUGUUAUCAAUGA